GUCUGUGGACAUCUUGAAGAACAGAUCUGAAGUUUUACUUCAUGACCAUGGGGGAGAUUAAAGAAGAAGACUUUGAUGAUUUUCGCCAAGAGUAUUCAAGUCGACCUCGAGAGGAUGAUUCAACCAGCAAAGAAGAAAUGAGUCCCGCAAUAAAAAUGGAAGAGGAGUCCAAUGUUACAGAAAACAGUCAUGAUGGUAUGACGUCUAUCAGGAAGGUAUCAGAAUCAUCCCAACUGGUUACAAUAAAGAAGGAGAUCAAAAAAGAAGACGUUGAUGAUUUUCUCCAAGAGUAUUUGUGGCAACCACGGCAGGAUGAUUCACCCAGCACAACAACCUGCAAAGAAGAAAUGAGAUCUGUUAUGGACAUUAAAGAGGAAGAGAUGUCCAAUGUUAUAGGAAACUGCUAUGAUGGUAAGAAUAUUUCCAGCAAGGAGUCAGAAUCAUCCCUACUGGUCACAUACAAGAAGGAGAUCAAAAGAGAGGACUUUGAAGACUCCUCGCAGAGAACACAAGAAAAUGAUGAAACAAAGUCAUCUUUCUAUAAGGAAGAAAAUUGUUCAUCCGUGGAUAUUAAAGAGGAAAUUCACCAUAACCUAAUCGUGAAUGGCAAAAAUGCCAUGUCCCCUACAAGUGUCCCUGCGGUCAACAUGCAUGAUGGGAGGACACUUCAGUGCACCACAUGUGGAAAGGUGUUUAAACAUGCAGAAUAUCUAAGGAGACACCAGAGACUUCAUACUCAUUCUGGUGAAAAGACUAACCCUUGUAAAACAUGUGGAAAAUAUUUUGCAACAAAAUACACUCUUCAGGUACACCUGAAAAUUCAUACUGGAGAAAAGCCUUUCCCAUGUACAGCAUGUGGAAAGACUUUUCCACGAAAAGCUGAUCUUCAGAGACACCUGAUCAUUCAUACUGGUGAAAAGCCUUUUCCUUGUACAACGUGUGGAAAGACUUUCAGGCAAAAAAGUGGUCUUCAAAAACACCUGAGAAUGCAUACUGGAAAAAUCCUUUACCAGUGUGCAACAUGUGGAAAGGAUUUCACUAAGAAAUGUGAUCUCCAAAAACACCAGAUGAUUCAUACAGAUGAAAAGCCAAAUACAUGUACCACAUGUGAGCUUUUAGAGUGGCAAGCGAUUUAA
Engraulis encrasicolus (European anchovy) is the source of this 1136-nucleotide messenger RNA. RefSeq names its product zinc finger protein 184-like. The transcript has 3 exons. NCBI's taxonomy places the organism in Eukaryota, Metazoa, Chordata, Actinopteri, Clupeiformes, Engraulidae. Gene Ontology annotation, molecular function: RNA polymerase II cis-regulatory region sequence-specific DNA binding; DNA-binding transcription factor activity, RNA polymerase II-specific. The coding region runs from base 42 to 1136 and encodes 364 amino acids. Gene Ontology annotation, biological process: regulation of transcription by RNA polymerase II. The record is from RefSeq and is a predicted model, not a curated record.